AUGAAGCUGCGGACAUGCGGCGCCAUCGGUGCCUUGGCUCUCGGCCAACUCGCGCAGCACGCGAGUGCCUUGCCUGCGACCAUAGAGAUCUACUCGGAGCCUUCGAUCGAGGCGUUCCAGGUGGACGAGGAGAAGAACCCUACAAACUUCACCAUGCUGGCCGCCACCCCGUCCGGCAACACCCUCGACCGCUCCGGCUGGAGGGUGACGUGUGACGCCGAGGCCAAGGGCACCGAAUGCAGCAAAUUGGUGGACGGCGACAACACAACCUUCUGGCUGGCCCCGGCGCCCAACGGCACCCACAUCGGCCUGACGCACAACGUCACCGUGGAUCUAGGCACGCAGCAGUACGUCAGCGGCCUGUCGGUCGAGCCGCGCCAGGACGGCAGCGCCGUGGGCCGGAUAUCGCGCCACCUGGUGCUCGUCAGCAACGACGGAAAGACGUGGAGCGACCCGGUGGCGAUGGGCAACUGGUACUGGGACGCGACCAUGAAGGUGUCGUCCUUCAACCCGGAGAACGUGCGGUACGUGCGCCUCGUGGCCAUCAGCUCGGGCGCCGGCAACGCGACGGCCAGCAUCGCCGAGCUCAACAUCUACAAGCCCGAGACGGCGGCGGCGCCCGUCGACGUCUCCCUCGGCAAGUGGGGUCCUACGCUCGACUUUCCCAUCGUGCCCGUGGCCGGGUUCGUGGACCCGCUGACGCACAAGGUGGUGGUGUGGUCGGCCUUCCUCAAGGACAACUUCAAGGUGUCGCCGGGGGGCUACACGCUGACGUCGACGUGGGACCCGUACACGGGGGACAUCUCGGAGCGCAACGUGAGCAACACCGGCCACGACAUGUUCUGCCCGGGCAUCUCGAUGGACGACCAGGGCCAGGUGGUCGUGUCGGGGGGCAGCGACGCGGAGCGGACGUCGCUCUACGACUCCGAGACCGAGAGCUGGAUCUCCGGGCCGGACAUGGUGGUCGCGCGGGGCUACCAGUCGUCGGCGACCUGCUCGGACGGGCGCGUCUUCACCAUCGGCGGGUCGUGGGGCGGCGAACGCAAGGUCAAGAACGGCGAGAUCUACGACCGCCAGACCAACCGGUGGACCUUCCUCAACGGCACCGACUCCACGCCGCUGCUGACGGCCGACAAGGAGGGCAUCUACCGCGCCGACAACCACGCCUGGCUGUUCGGCUGGAAGAACGGCACCGUGUACCAGGCCGGCCCCAGCAAGGCCAUGAACUGGUACUACACGUCCGGCGACGGGAACGUGUCGUCAGCCGGCCUCCGCGCCGACGACGACGACAGCAUGUGCGGCCACGCGACCAUGUACGACGCGACGGCCGGCAAGAUCCUGACCGUCGGCGGCUCCCCCUGGUACCGGUACCACAACGCCACGUCCAACGCCCACGUCGUCACCAUCGGCGAGCCGGGCAGCCGGUCCAGCGUGACGCUCGCGGGCGGCGGGUCCAGAAACCUGACGCUCGCGGGCGGCGGGUCGGGCCACAUGCACUACCGCCGCGUCUUCCACUCGUCCGUCGCCCUGCCGGACGGCACCGUCUUCAUCACCGGCGGCCAGAGCUACAGCUACCCCUUCACCGACACCACGCCCGAGUACACCCCGGAGAUGUACGACCCGCUCUCCAACACCUUCGCCGACAUGCAGCCCAACACCAUCCCCCGCACCUACCACAGCAUGGCCCUCCUGCUGCCCGACGGCACCGUCUUCAACGGCGGCGGCGGCCUCUGCGGCGACUGCGAUGCCAACCACUUCGACGCCCAGAUCUACACCCCCAGCUACCUGUUCGACCGGGACGGGAACCGCGCCGCCCGGCCCGUCAUCAGGUCCGUCCAGUCCGAGGUCCACGCCGGCGACCUGCUCACCAUCGCCACCGGCUCCCCCGUCAAGCCCACCGCUUCGCUCAUCCGCUACGGCACCGCCACUCACUCCAUCAACACGGACCAGCGCCGUGUGCCCCUCUCCCUCAAGGCCAAGUCCGGCAGCAAUGAGUAUACCGCCCAGCUGCCGGACGAUCUGGGUAUCCUUCUUCCCGGUUACUGGAUGCUGUUCGUCCUCGGUGAGGAUGGUGUUCCUAGCCAGGCCUCCACCGUCAAGGUCCUUAUAUGA
Molecule: messenger RNA, 2112 nt
Organism: Geosmithia morbida
Lineage: Eukaryota; Fungi; Ascomycota; Sordariomycetes; Hypocreales; Bionectriaceae
Product: galactose oxidase
Exons: 1
Coding region: 1-2112 (703 amino acids)
Molecular function (GO): protein binding
Source: RefSeq, a predicted model, not a curated record